This is a messenger RNA of Chrysochloris asiatica (Cape golden mole), 1203 nucleotides long. It is a transcript of the gene ZNF558, whose product is annotated as zinc finger protein 558. The transcript is spliced from 6 exons. Gene Ontology annotation, biological process: negative regulation of transcription by RNA polymerase II. Bases 1 to 1203 code for a protein of 400 amino acids. The record is from RefSeq and is a predicted model, not a curated record. Gene Ontology annotation, molecular function: DNA-binding transcription repressor activity, RNA polymerase II-specific. Lineage: Eukaryota; Metazoa; Chordata; Mammalia; Afrosoricida; Chrysochloridae.
AUGGCAGCUCUUGUUCUGCCCCCCUCUUGUGCUCAGUCUACCAUAUACCCAGCCUCUCAUUACAAAGGAGCCACAGACGAGGAAAGACUGGUUAAUGGGUUCCUCACAAGCUGGUUACAGGACUUGGUGACCUUUGAAGAUGUGGCUGUGGAGUUCACCCAGGAGGAGUGGGCAUUGUUGGACCCUUCUCAGAGGAAACUGUACAGAGAUGUGAUGCUGGAGAACAGCAGAAACUUGGCAUCACUUGGGAAUCAAGUUGGUAAACCCAGUUUGAAAGCCCAGUUGGAGCAGGAAGACAAGGUGAUGACAGAAAAGAGGAGGAUUCUCCCAGGUUCCUGUCUAGAUUUGGAGACUGUACCGAAAGACAAAGAGCUAAUUUCUAAGCAGCCUAUGUUUAAAAAAGACCAAUCUGAACGAGUGAAAACGGAGAGAAAUCAUCUUGGAGUGAAGCUCAAUGAAUGUACUCAGUGUUUUAAAGUCUUCAGCACAAAGUCCAACCUUACUCAGCACAAGAGAAUCCACACUGGAGAAAAGCCCUAUGACUGUAGCCAAUGUGGGAAAUUCUUCAGCAGUAGCUCUUACCUUACCGUUCACAAGAGGAUACAUAAUGGGGAGAAGCCCUAUGAAUGCAAUGACUGUGGGAAAGCCUUCAGUAACCCAUCAUCCCUUAGAUUGCACGUAAGAAUUCACACAGGUGAAAAACCCUACGAAUGCAAUCAGUGUUUUCAUGUUUUCCGUACUAGAUGUAGCCUCAAAACACACAGGAGAGUUCAUACUGGGGAGAAUCAUUAUCAGUGUAAACAGUGUGGAAAGGCCUUCAGCACGCGCUCCUCCCUUACUGUGCACAAUAGAAUCCAUACAGGCGAGAAGCCUUAUGAAUGCCACGACUGUGGAAAAACCUUCAGGAAGCGCUCACAUCUAACACAGCAUAUAAGAACUCAUACUGGAGAAAAGCCGUAUGAAUGUAAUCAGUGUGGGAAAUCCUUCAGCAGUAGCUUUUCUCUUACUGUACACAAGAGGAUACAUAAUGGAGAGAAACCCUAUGAAUGCAAUGACUGUGGGAAAGCAUUUAAUAACCUCUCUUCUGUUAAGAAACACACGAGAACUCACACAGGAGAAAAACCAUAUGGAUGUAACCAAUGUGGAAAAGCCUUUAGUAGUAACUCCUACCUUUCUGUGCAUAAGAGGAUACAUGAUCGGUAG